GAGAUGCUGCGGGCGGGAGGCGCUGGCAGAGGCACAAAAUGCCGCGCUUGGAACGGGGAGCUGGAAAAGUGUCUCCUUGGACAGACUUCUCCUUGUCUCUCGUAGCAACACUGUUUAUUUUGAGGCGCUGGGAGUGCAGCCUCAGGCACUCUCUGCUGGGCUGGGAGGCGGCAGCACUGGAGCAGUUGUCCCCACGCUGGGUGGUGGGUGACACAGCGGAGGCUGUGCCAGCGUUGGGGCUUGUCACAUCUGCCCCCGGACAGGCUACAGGCUCGUCCCAGAGCAGCCUGACCGGCGCGGCUAGUUUUUGGGGAUUAGGGGCAGGGCACGGCUGAGCUCUCUUUCUCCUGCUCCUGCAUGUCCGGAGAUCACCGGCCGAGCACGAUCCGCGCGGGGACAGCUUUCUCCUUCGGGGACUUCUCUGUGAAAGAGGAAGUCGACUCAAAAUAACUCCGGUGCUUCCCUUUUCGCUUUGCAGACUUUGAAGUGUGCUGCGGAGCCCAGCAGCCGCCCCGGUGCUCUCCCGGCAGCCCCCGACCUCCUUGCCAAGCAGAGCAGACGUGCCAUGACUCCUCCAGGACCCCACUCUGUCCCCCCGUGCUGGACAGGACCUCGGGCACACGUGUGACUCACCAGGCUCCCUGGUGCCUGCCCUGAAGAAGCAGGUGUGACAUGCCUUGAAGACAGCGCCGUCCAUCAAACAUGGUUUGGGCAGGAGCUCUCCAAGGGAGCUGCUGUUGUGAGUGAUCUGUGCUGAGACAGGUUUUGCUGGCAAGACCCUGGACCCAAGGCCAUGUGCGUGGGGCGUGAGGAGCAGCUGCGCACUCAGCCCGUCACCGCAGACCCCGUCACUGCAGACCCCGUCACUGCAGAACCCAUCACUACAGACCCCGUCACUGCAGACCCCAUCACUACAGACCCCGUCACUGCCCGCCCUGCCCGCCCCGCGCUGCAGCCUCGGCCCGGCCAUGGAGAGCACAGAGGUGGAGUCGGACAUCCUGCGCCGCGUCCGCACGCUGCUGCGAGAGCUGGACGGGCACCACCCCGCCUGCCAGUGCGACCGAGGGAUGCUGCGAUGGACCCUUCAUAAAAAAAUCGACCAGAAUCCCAGUAACAGCUCUGUCCUGGUCAGGAUCCUGGUGAAAGAACUGGAAAGGGCGGAACGAGGUGACUUCAGGCAUUACAUCAUUCCCUUGCUGCACACGCUGAUGUACACCUUGAUAAAGGCUCCCGGCAUCUCCGAUGAGCUCUGCAGCAGAGUGUACGAUUUCUGUAAGAAGCUGCUUACCCUGCCCAAGCCUUUCUGCACCAUCGGUUUGGACUAUGCCACCAGGCUGAAGAUGGAAAGGACAGCACCAGGUAUGUUGUACCAAAGAAUGGUCAUUUCUGAACAAAGUCUUAAAAGCGACCCGUACCCUUAUCAGGAAAAGAUUUUCAUCUUUGCUGAUCCCGAGCUGCUCUCCGAAGCCAUCUGCAACGCGCUGGUCACCGACACGGAGGCAGCUCGGGUCUCGCAGAGCCCCCGGGCAUGCAUGUCCUACGUGAUCAUCCAUGCAAUGCAGGCAGCCCUGGGCGAGGGCUGCGACAUCAGCGGCUUGAAGAGGAGCCUCCAGGACAUGCCCACAAGUGACCUUGAGCACUGGUUCCAGCAAGUGGUGUCGGCAGUGGAGUGUCCAGGAGCCGAGGCGAGCGCAGACCGCAGCCAGCACGCAGCCAAGCUGGAGAAGAUCUACUGCGCCAUCCUCAGCUCCUGGCAAGCGGGUGAGCUCCAGGCCAGGCGUGCAUGGUGGGGUGAUGCUCCCCUGGGAGGGCUGCAGGGCACCCCUCUGCCCAACCCCAACAUCAGCUUUCACCUCUGGACAGAAGACGACCAGCUCUGGAAGGAAUUGGUGCUGUUCAUCCGCCCGCUGUCACAGAGCUGCGAGCCCAGCUGCCUAAGCCAGGACCUGGACAACUUCGAGAUCCAGGACAUUAUCUCGGACUGCGAAUGCUGCAAGCAGACCCGCUUCUCCGUGCUCUCCACCGACAGCGGCAUCGAGCGGGACCUGCCCGCGGCAGCCGAGGAGCCGUUUGCCCCUUUUGGCACCGAGGCGGAGCAAUCCCGGCUGCAGAGGAAGGGUGGCAUCAAAAAAAAGCCAUCGCCACUGGAGAGCGUGGCUUUCCUGCAGGCUGGCUGCAACGGUCCUGGGGCAAAGUCCUCGGUGAGGCCACAGAGGAGACCGGGGACCCCCCCGGAGCCUGCAGCCCCCCCGCAGAGGCUGCACACUGCCCGCAUCGUGCUGCUGGGGGACGAUCGGAUCCUGGGGCGCCUGGCCCAAGCCUACCACUCCCUGAGGAAACGAGAAACACGGCGAGUUUUCCUGACUCCCAGGCUGAACCUGCAGUUCUACUACAUCCCGGUCGUGACUGAGCAGACAAACGCCUUGGCCACUGUGGACCAGGCUGCCACCGGCCAAGAGGAGCUCUGUGAGGUGGCCGCGUACCUGGGCAGGGCCGACCCGUGGUAUGAGAGCAACAUCAACACGCUGUGCCACAUGAUUCCCAAGCUGGCCACCAUGCCUUCCUCUCCGAGCAAACAUCUUGUGACUGAUCUGUUCAUCACUGAUGUGAUCGCGUACUACGUCCGCAUGGGCAUCCAGCCCGUCUGCUUCCAGGUCUAUGCUGUGAAGAUUUUCUUCAAUGACCCGGCGCAGGAGCCGGCCGAGGACGUGUUCCUCACGGAGCUGCGCACCCAGGUGCAGGAGAGCAUCUCCCCCAGAGAGUUAAGCACAACCAAGAAGAAAACGACCCUGGAUGGCCCUGGCAUAGAUCUCACAGUAACAUACAGAAAGGUCGUGGUGAGUGAGCGAGCAAAGGAGCUGGCAAUGUCCCUGCGCUCCACAGGCCUGGUGAUGAAAGCCAUCCCUGCCGAUGAGGCUGAAGACUUGGUGUGUCUGAAUGUGAACAUCACGGAAAUCAUUAAGAUCAACAACUUGUCAGGACGAUCGUUCUCAGCUGUGGCAAACAGGUUGAAAACACGCAAUAUCCAGAUCAGGAGCACAGAGCAGAGGCCCUUCACGGUGUGUCUGGACAAGGACAGCAGAAGAACCUACAGGAAUGUGAUAAGCGUGGAAGUGUCUCCUUGCCUAGAGCCCAGCUACUGUUUGCAAAAGACAAGGACAAUGAAAUUCAGUGUGCAUGAAACAGAAGAUGUGGGGUUUGUGAAAUACAUGCCCAAGUCUCUGCUGUUGCCCAUCAACACAUUUGCAGGUGUCAUACAGUGAAGAAAACAAGAAAAAGCUGGUGUGAGAGAUGUGACACUGGGUCAUCGCAGAGGAGGUGGAAAAAGAAAACACACUAAAAGCCGGCAACAGUGAUUUUACAAUGGUAAUGGCGUAGAAAGCUGCAAGGGCAGAGGCUGAUAGGGCCCAGGGAGGACAGCCGUGCCCUGCUGAAUGCCAGUGAUGAACACAGCAACACCCCCUGCCAAGCGACGGAGCGUUGCUGGAGAUCUGAGUUUCAGCCUUUUGCACUAGUCAGGGAAAACCUUUCAGUGUCUUAAUUUCAGGAAGGCUGAGGAAAACACAGCUGUGGCGAUGGUGCUUGCUGUGCUUGUGGAUCACAGAGCAGUUGCUACCGGUAUUAUUUGUUAUGGUGAUGUCUCACAGCCUGGCAGGGUUCUGCACAACAAACUCUUAAUUCUGACACAGGGUGAUGUUUUUUGGGCAAACCAGCAAUUAUUCCCCUGGCUGAGUUGGGAAACCUCAUUGUAAGCCUGACCACAGCUGGGAGAGCACAUUGUUUUACACGGGUGAAAACUUGCUGUUGUUUCGAAGAGACCGCACAAAGUAAUGACGAAUGGUGGGAAACCGGGACACAGGAAAUCCAGUGCAGUAUUUGGCGAUGAUGAACAGGGCAAGAACAGCUCAGGCUGCCUGGGCAGUGAUGUGGCGUAUGCUCAGCUCUGAAUGCUGUAGAUCUGUUUGAAGAAGAAACCUUUGAGUGGACAACAGAGGCUGCACAGCAGCUCGUUGACAUCUGAGUCGUGCGUUUGAGCUCACCUGGGAUUUCACUGUUGUUUCACCCUGCAACCUCUUUGCGUCUGGUUUGGAGCCUCACGAGCACUGGUUGUGUUCCUCCAGCUGUACGUCCAGCGAGCAAACACCUACAAGCCCAGCAUCGGUGGAUCUCCUCCUUGCAGCCCUGCUUUGGUCUGUGCUGUGGAGGUAAGAGAUGCAGAAGAGCAGAGUGGUGCUCCUGGGAAUGGUGGUUGGGUAGGAUGCCUGCAAGACUUCUCCGUUCCUCGCCUCUGCUGCCACCACAGUGUAGAAACCCUCCCCUGUUUGCAGAUGGGCCAGGUGAGCAGCAGCUGCACGGCUCCUGCCUCCAGCCAGGCUCAGACUAACCCAGGGUUAAGGAUGAUCACGUAGAAGGCCCCUGGUUUCAUCCCAGCUUGUGGCUGACUGAAAGAAUGGAAGAAACACAGUGUGUAUUUAUUGACUGAAUGUGAUCUGGGGUGUCUCUGGGGAGUCUUCCCUAAAUUCACAUUGGAGAGGAUCUGGGGGCAUUCCUUCUGUGACACUAUCAUUUUUUUUUUAUUCUCUCAGCUCCCAGAUAACUUGUCACCUGGGUUGCCUUCACUCAGGAUCAGGAGCCAAAAGAAAGUGUCCUUUAGCUUUGUCUGUGUGCAUAGCAGCUGUACCCAGUCAUCUCCGGCUGUCACCGAUGGGGAGUCCCUGGAGCCAGCUCUCUGCUACAGGGGAAUGCUGGCCCGGCUGCGGUGGCACUGCCAGACCCUUGUGCUAGCCCAGGUGGCUGGGGACAAAUCCACCUCUCUGUCCUGUCUGUGCCAGCUCUGCCCAGCCCUGGGGAGCUGCAACCUCUGGAGAGUCACCCCUGUUUAACCCCCACACCUGGGAAAAGGAGGCCACCUGCAGGUGUUUCAGUCUGCGGUACUGGGGAGGUGUGUCCCUUCUGCAGAACUGCCCUGAGCUUGUGGCUUCUCCUGGCUGGUCAGGCCCCAUGGAAAUCUUUGUAUUUCUUGCCACAUGCACAAGGCUUUAGGAUAAGGAAUUACUGGAGGGAGUUCAGGGAAAGCUACAAAGAUGCUGAGGGGUCUGGAGCAUCUUUCUUAUGAGGAAAGGCUGAGAGAGUUGGGGCUGUUCAGCCCGGAGAAGAGAAGCUGUUGGAUCUUAUAAAUGCUGAUAAAUAUCUCCAGGGUGGGUGGCAGAGGAUGGACCAGACUCUGUUCAGUGGUGCCCAACGCCAGGGUGAGGGGCAACGGGCACAGACUGAAACACAGGAGGCUCCAUCUGAACAGGAGCAGAAACUUGUUUGCUGGGAGGUGCCAGAGCCUGGCCCAGGCUGCCCAGAGCGGGUGUGGAGUCUCCUUCUCUGAGACAUUCAAAGCCCCUGGACCCACCUGUGUGAUCUGCUCUGUGACCCUGCGUGAGCAGGGGUUGGACCGGGGGAUCUGCAGAGGUCCCUUCAGCCCACACCAGUCUGUGGUUCAACUCUCAGAUGUACAUGGUCCCUCUCUUUUCCAACCAGCACGGGCUGCUGUAUUCCUGCUCUUGUCCCACACUGUCACCUUGCACAGGUGGCACUUUUGCUUUCUGUUCCCAAGCUCAAGGUUCAUUCACUCUCACUGUGAACAUACCGUGCAGUCCGGACCAGCCGCUGCAUUACACUACCGGGGCACAGUGGCUCUAGGGCUGUCGGUGGGUGAUAGGUUAUUUAACAGUGUUUAAAGCCUUCAGGUCCCAAAGAAAUAUUUCAUCCCAUACCAGCAUCAACAGUUGAAAGAUCACGUUGGGCAACAGCAAUGCAACCCUUUCCUGAGGAGGCUGCCUGGAAAUUCUGUCAGACGUAGCCUUUUGCUCUCGGCUGAGCCGAGCACAGUCCUUGAGCUUUAACAUCACCCCACAGGAGUCACAAAGCGGCAACAUCGUUCAGUUCUUCCAUGCUGUUUUUCACCUCCAUUUGCUCACAAACAACAAAUCAUUGAUGCCUCCAACGCCAGACUUGGGCAGCAAACAUUUGGGCCCUGAAGGAGGCUGAAGUUUGCCAGGAUGCUCAGAAACAAGUCACUAAAUGCCGACUUGCACCAGCUGGUUUCCUCUGUGAGCUGCUGCGUAGGGUGACACUGGGGUUAAGGGGUGACCAGCAGCUCCUCACACCUCUGCCUUCUUGGGGCUUCACUGGGGGGUUGUGUCCCCUGACAUGUCCCUGGCACGUCCCUUGGCGUGUCCCCCAGCACGCAAGGCAAACACUUACACGGCCAAGAGACUGUGUGCUGGGUUGGAGCGUGGUCUGCGGUGUCCAGAGCUCCCUCUGUACAGUUGUACAUGAUGUAGAUGGAUUGUAAGUUAUUUGUACAGGCGUCAGAGAUGGUCUGCAUCAGAAGGUGCAGUCCUUUUAAUGCCAAUUAAAACAAAAAUAGGAAAAAAAAAAGGCAGAAAUU
This is a messenger RNA of Columba livia (rock pigeon), 6442 nucleotides long. It is a transcript of the gene PIK3R6, whose product is annotated as phosphoinositide-3-kinase regulatory subunit 6. The transcript is spliced from 21 exons. NCBI's taxonomy places the organism in Eukaryota, Metazoa, Chordata, Aves, Columbiformes, Columbidae. Gene Ontology annotation, molecular function: 1-phosphatidylinositol-3-kinase regulator activity. Gene Ontology annotation, cellular component: phosphatidylinositol 3-kinase complex, class IB. The record is from RefSeq and is a predicted model, not a curated record. Gene Ontology annotation, biological process: positive regulation of MAP kinase activity; G protein-coupled receptor signaling pathway. The coding region runs from base 969 to 3263 and encodes 764 amino acids.